Prorocentrum cordatum is the source of this 291-nucleotide messenger RNA. Lineage: Eukaryota; Dinophyceae; Prorocentrales; Prorocentraceae. The record is from the annotation of a GenBank genome assembly.
AUGGCCAAGACGGAGCAAUCCAUCCAUGACAGGCGCACCAAGCUGGUUGAGCUGCGGGCGCAGCAUCUGGAGUUGGCAAAGAAGUCAACUCUACCGCCUGCUGGCAAAGAGGGUGACGUUGCGGCGGCUCAUGUGCCCAUUGCCGCGAUCGGUCUUUAUGCCAGCAAACGCCAGCGCCGCGCCCUGCUGGGCCGCACGUGUCCGAGGUUGAUGCCGGAGAUCAUUUUGGACGCUGCGCUGGUGCUGCUGCCUGACAAUGGGCGGAAUACGCGAGAGGCAGCCGUCAAGUAG